Aricia agestis (brown argus) is the source of this 1642-nucleotide messenger RNA. RefSeq names its product peptidylglycine alpha-hydroxylating monooxygenase (gene Phm). The transcript has 9 exons. The coding region runs from base 275 to 1306 and encodes 343 amino acids. Gene Ontology annotation, cellular component: membrane; extracellular region. Gene Ontology annotation, molecular function: copper ion binding; oxidoreductase activity, acting on paired donors, with incorporation or reduction of molecular oxygen, reduced ascorbate as one donor, and incorporation of one atom of oxygen. The record is from RefSeq and is a predicted model, not a curated record. Gene Ontology annotation, biological process: peptide metabolic process. Lineage: Eukaryota; Metazoa; Arthropoda; Insecta; Lepidoptera; Lycaenidae.
AUAAUAAUUAUUUUUAUAGCUUUAAACCAUCUUUGUAGAGACGAAAAAACAAAAUUAUUUUCCAUGGAUCUCAGCAAAUUUCCUGUACCUUGCUACACUUGAAUGACGUUGGUGAAGAGUUAUCGAUCUCAAAAAAACUAUAUAAACACUUGUAGCACGACGAUAAGCUCCGUCGGCGUUGCGUAUGUUAUUACCGUGAAUAUAAAAAUUAUCGACGUGGUGCUAAAAUAUAUUCUCGGGGGAACAACCGUUGAAAAAGUGUACCAAACGUACAAUGAUGGCAUACAACGCAGUGUACUCCGUGUUUUUCGCAUUUUGUGUUUGUGUUUUUAAGGUUUUUGCCUAUGAAGUAGACACAUACGACUUCUUAAUGCCCAAUGUUUGGCCACAUAAGGAUGAGCUGUAUCUGUGCACACCAAUAAGGAUCUCACCCUAUCAUGACUAUUACAUAGUUGGCUUCCAACCGAAUGCGACAAUGCAUACUGCUCAUCAUAUGCUGCUGUAUGGAUGUUCAGAACCUGGGUCCGACGAUCCUGUAUGGAGUUGCGGUGAAAUGCAGAGUAAUGAGAUUGACAAAAAGUAUAACACAGCCAACCCCUGCAAGUCUGGAUCACAGGUGGUGUACGCGUGGGCGCGGGAUGCCCCCAGCCUGCAGCUGCCGGCGGACGUGGGCUUCCUGGUGGGCCGCUCCUCCCCCGUCAAGUACCUGGUGCUGCAGGUCCACUACAUGGCGCGGUUCCCGGAAUACCAAACGGACAAUUCCGGGGUGAUCCUGCAAUACACUCAAGAAAGGAUGCCGCGUCAAGCGGGCGUGAUUCUCCUCGGCACGAGCGGGUACAUCGCGCCGCAACGUCUCGAGUAUAUGGAGACCGCCUGCAGGAUCGAGGAACAGAAGACCAUACAUCCCUUCGCGUUCAGGACGCACACUCAUAGCUUAGGCAAACAAGUCUCGGGCUACGUGGUCCGUCAGACCCCAACAGGCGAUAGCUGGCAACUACUCGGUACGAAGGACCCGCUCAAACCGCAGAUGUUCUACCCAGUGACCAACACGGACCCGGUGCACUAUAACGACGUGCUCGCCGCGCGAUGCGUCAUGAACAACACGCACGAUCAUGUUGUUAAGAUCGGAGCAACCAACAAGGAUGAGAUGUGCAACUUCUAUCUCAUGUACUGGGUGGAAAACGACACGCCUCUAGAACAGAAGUACUGCUUCUCCAUGGGCCCCCCCUACUACUACUGGAACAACGCACCAGAGAACUUCGAGCAUAUACCCGAUUCGAUUCUCGACGAGAAUAAAAUUAAUUAAAUUUAUGGUUGCGCAACCAGUAAUAUUAAUGCAAUUAUAUACAAAAUCAUAGUGAUAGUAAUGCAAUUUUAACCUUACAAUUUGAAUAUUAUGUUUUUAAGCUAUAGCUUUUGUCUCGGGCUUUGGACCGAAUCAAGAAAUUCCGUAACGAAAAUUAACCUAACACCCCCACUCCGACCGCCAUAGCGGUGCGGCGUUAAAGCCGUGCAUCGUCUAACGUCGUUUCAGUUUGACGGACUUCGGCACGGUGUUUGUGUGCGUGCGACUAGAAGUCUUUCGAAAUAUAAUUCCAUUAAUUGAUAAAAAUGCUAUGUUUAUAAUAAUGGAUGUUGCUAG